AUGGCCGACCGCAACCGCCCACAGCCGCACCAAGUCCAAGUCCACCCCCAGCAGCAGCCCCUCCUCCACCGCUACGACGCCUCCGGAAAAGCCUUCCUCCUCCCGCGCCACGGCCCCUCCACUGGCCAAGUCCUCGCUGUCAUAACGCUCCUCCCCGUUGGCGGCGCGCUCCUCGGCCUCGCCGGGAUCACCCUCGUCGGCAGCCUCAUCGGGCUCGCCGUUGCCACCCCGGUCUUUGUCAUCUUCAGCCCCAUCCUGGUGCCGGCCAUCAUCCUGCUGGCCGGGGCCGUGGCGGCGCUCCUCACGUCCGGGGCGUUCGGGCUGACCGGCCUCUCCUCAAUUUCGUGGGUGUUCAACUCGUUCCGGCAGGCGACCGGGCAGGAGCCACUGGACUAUGCGAAGCGGCGUGUGCAGGAAGGGACGAUGUAUGUUGGGGAGAAGACGAAGCAAGCCGGCGAGACGAUCAAGAGCACGGCGCAGGAAGGGAUUCAAGUCGGUGGCCGGACUUAGAACCUCUUUGAAAAUGGAAUAAUGAUAGAGUAAUGCAGUUGGUUUGCAUUUUUAUGUGCGUGUUUGUAAGACUUUGAUUUCAGUUAAUAGAAACUUGUGUUUUAUC
This is a messenger RNA of Salvia splendens (bonfire salvia), 616 nucleotides long. RefSeq names its product oleosin H1. The record is from RefSeq and is a predicted model, not a curated record. Gene Ontology annotation, cellular component: monolayer-surrounded lipid storage body; membrane. NCBI's taxonomy places the organism in Eukaryota, Viridiplantae, Streptophyta, Magnoliopsida, Lamiales, Lamiaceae. The coding region runs from base 1 to 510 and encodes 169 amino acids. The transcript has a single exon. Gene Ontology annotation, biological process: seed oilbody biogenesis; response to freezing; lipid storage.